GUGCGGCUUAUAGGUAUAUACAUAUAGAGGAGCAUCAACACCGCUGUAUAUAGAGCGGGGUUGAGAGAAAGAGGGAGAGAAAGAGCUGCAGAUUUUGCAGCCAUAGGUAUGAACUACCCACGGUGUGCACCGCAGUUUUCACUCGCGCAUCAAGUACAUUGUCUUCCUUUUUUUGCUUGAUUUCGCUCGUCGCUAUAUAACCCAUCCGCAGUUGCGCUAGAUUUCGUCUUCAACAACAGGUCAAUAAUUUAAGAUGUUGCAGCUGCCUCGAAAUGUGGCAGCCACAACUUGAGUCGUCCAGCGUUCGAGAUACCUUCGACGCUAAAUCGAAAGGGGAUGACAUUCAGAAGCUCAGUGUAAUCGAGACUCUACCACAGCUUUUAGCCCAAGAUGCGCAUUCUUGCAUUACAAGGGUUGUGCCAAAGAUACAGCAGUCUUUACCAACAGCAUCCGCCGAAUUUCACAUGGCGGCUUCUGUUAUUUUCAAACAGAUUCUGGAGCAGCGACUUGUUAGCCACUCAACUUUUACUCAAGUUUUUCUGCAAAGCAUUCUCAAUUCACUUGAGAACAGAGAGCCUGUCAUUUCUCAUGCAUGGCUGGAGACCAUACUUGAAGUCAUCGAACUACUGCCUGCAGAUAUUGUGAAACGUGAAAUUUUACCGAUUGCUGUGAAUGAGGGCCAAAUAUCACAACCACCAAAUUCUAGAAUAAUAUGCUGCCGGCUUAUGGGAAAAAUAGCAACUCGAUUAGAUGCAGAUUCGGUCAAAAAAGAUGUUUUACCAACAGUGCAGUUAUUAUGCAGAGACAUUAACAACGAUGUGCGAGCAUGCAUUUGUUCACAAUUGCGCUAUAUUGCUGAAGGCUUGGCUGGUGAUCUUAUGAAAUUUCUCCCGUUUCUCAUAGAAUUAGCUGAUGAUGAAGAAAGUAACGUGAGACAAGCUGCUGUGCAGACAAUAGGUCAUUUAUUACCUCAUCUCCAACCAGAUACAAUAAAAGAUAUUAUUCUUCCUCUUAUAAAAAUAACGUGCGAAAACGCAAUUAAAACAGAAGACAAUCUUGUAUGCAUUAUUGCUCAAGAAUUUGGUAAAAUUGCACAAACUUCUGAGUCCUUCAUAUCACCAACAGAAAAAACAUGGUUCGUCAAAUAUUUUAUACAGCUUGCUCAAUUGGGUACCCUUACAAAUAUAGACGAGUCAAAAAAAGAUUUUACUUUUAUUACAACUAGUAAUACGCAAUUAAGUGAUAGGGCUUUAGAGUGCCGACAAAAUUGCGCAUCCAAUAUGCCUGCAAUGUUAUUUUUUGCUUCAUCUAGUUCAGAAGGAGUUGAUUCAAUGAUUUCUACAUUUCAAACUUUGGCUAAUGAUUCAUACUGUAUGGUACGAAGAAAUAUAGCUUGCAACUUUUGUGAGGUCAUAAAAGUUUUGGGAUCAAAAAGCUUUUUAAUUAAGGCUGAAUUAAUAAGACUAUUGAAGGAUGACAAUGAAGAGGUUUUACAAGCAUUGAUUCCUCAAAUAUCAGAGAUUAUUGAACAUUUGUUACAUAAUAAGUUGAUUGGUGUGGAUCAAAACACGGAAUCGUAUACAAUAGACUUGGGUAGAGCACUCAUGAAAUGUGAAUCUGAAAUAUCAUCAACAAAUAAUUGGAGACUAGCAGCAUUAAUGUUGAAUCAACUAGAAGUACUACCAAAAUGUUUUCCUAGUGACUUCAUAUAUACAUAUUUGGUACCUAUUGUUGUAUGUAGAGUCCUCAAUUCGAGACCGUUACCAGUUCGUUUAGCUGCAGGCAGAACUUUACUUAUUUUCCUACGAUAUAACUUGAAACCUCAACAGAAAACAGAAAUAAGAAAUCAAAUUUGCACCGACUUGGCACGCAAUUCCAAUUGUUACGUUCGAAUGGUGUUUAUUCGUAUGAUGAUCGAGUGCAUGUCGAUAUUCUCUUCCAUGUAUUUCAAAGAUCACUUUUGCUCCACAUUAUUAAGUUUAUCGGAAGAUUCUGUUGCAAACGUCAGAUUAAAAGUUAUUACUCUCGUUCCUACAAUCAAGUCUUGUCUUCGACUUCCGGCUGAUAAAAGAUUACUGUCUACUCUAGAAACAAAUAUACGUAGUUUAAUGAAUAACGAAAAAGAUAGAGAUGUAACAGCUGCGCUAAUUGAAGCUAAUCGUCAGAUGGAAAGUAUCGAGGUUCGAGUUGAUAGUCAACCGACCCCUACGAAACACAGCAAAUAUGAUUCUGAAGAUAUGAAAAAAUAUGAAGAAGAGAAAAAAUUGGAAGCUAUGUCUACUGGAAAAACACAUAUAAAUCUCGGCAACCUCAUAAAAAAACCGAAUUCUUUGAAAAUUCCAACUCCUAAAAGCCAAUCUCCUCCAGCUGGACCAGAUACAUCAUCCAAAUCAACUAUCAAAGGCAAAACACUGAAAAACAAUGGUUCUUCCAAGUCUUCUAUUCUGUCAAAACCUCCAAUGAUCAGACAGAGCUCAUCAGGGGCACAACUUGGACCAGACACUUCAAAAGCAAGUACUUCUGCUGAUAGCUUUAGCUUAAACUGGUCAAGAAUUGAAUCCAAGAGUCAGCGAUAUACCGAACCGUGGGAACGAGAAUCAUCGUCUUCUCAUAGUGCAAAUUUGACUUGUUCUAAUCCUAGCUACAAUCCCAGCAAAGAAUAUUCAGCUCAUGCAGUAAAGUGUAGUUGUUACGACUUGGCUGACAGAAUUAUUAAAACGCAGAAUUAUAGAUCCGAUUCAUCGUAUUGUUCUUGUUUGAGCGAUUCUAGCAGUUUAAAGACGACCAACUUAACCCAUUCAAAACACGACUGUAGAAUUCCUGAACUAGCGAAAGUUUCGUUAUUGACUAAUGCGCGCAAUGAUAAACACGAUAUACUGCAAGACCUUAUGCAGACACGUUCGAGUUUUGCAAGCAAAUAUAAAAAGCCAGAAUAUGGUAGUUACCAAUCCAACUACAAUCCAUAUUGGAGUUUUAAUUCGAUGCCGGAGUUGCCAUCGACAUUAGUCGAUGAAGAAUUCAUGGUGGAUGCUGGAAUUAGAAUCCCAUCGCAGAUCAGUACUAGUCAAAGCACUUUGAAAAUACCAAACCUCCAAGACAUCAUUUAUAGAAGCAAAAAGAUGAGCGAUAUGGAGAAGACACGACAAUACGGUUCAGCCUUCGAGAAAAGAUUAGCCUUUGGAUUUAACUCAACGAAAAGAUUUUCUACGGACUAUGAUCACGUCAGUACCACGACGCCAUCAUCAGCACCACCUUCGUCUUCAUCAUCGUCCUUAUCAACAUUAUCAGCGCCUUCUUCAACGUCAACUAGUCUCUCAGCAAUGAAUAAGCACGACCAGAACAAUAAAUCUCGUUUUGUUUACGAUUCAUUGGAUCAGGGAAAUCCGAUACUGGAAAAUAAGAAAACAAAGCCAAAUUUUAUGCUGAUGGAUAAACAGCAAAGUGCAACCGAUCUGAAGAAACACCAUUUAGAUUGCAAAGAGUCGAAAUUAAAAUUUCAACGACAUAGCGUGGAGGUUGCCGAUUAUGAUCCAACUUUUGCUGGCCAAACUAUUCGACGUUUUUCGACACUGGAUGUCAAUCACAAUCACGGAUUGAGCAAGAUUCCAGUUCGCAGCGUGCACAUUACAGGGAGUAGAACAGCACCCGUCACGAGAACCUCCAGUCCGAUCAGACUCCAAACGGAGCUUUUAGAAUCCAAAAUUACUUACAAUACCACCAAGAGUUUCUCACAUGACAGACGACUUUGGAAAUUUCCCUCGACUGAUGAACAAGUCGACAAACUUACUCACAAGUUCUGACAAAAACUAGAUACUCAGAAAUAAUACAGUUUUCCUAUAGCUGCGUACUUACGCUCGUCAGCUAUAUUUAUAAUUUUAUUUUGUCUACAUGCAUGGGCUUACUCGUGUAUUCGAUUAUUCAAUUCUUUCUAGUCACUGAAAAUGUAUGAUUAGUUUUAAUGUCUUGUUUUAUAACGACAAGUUGAUGAUUUAAGUAUCAUCUGUAAUAGCUUUUUUUUCUAGUCUAAAAGAUACCAAACUGAUUCUAGUGAAAAGUUCCGUGAAAAAGCAUAAUUCGCGUAUUAAUUAAGUAACGAGCAUAUUAUGUAGUUACUAAUCUCAGCGUCUUGUUUAAUAUAUAUAAACUAUAUUAGAUUACCUUAAUACGUAUUAUGUAUACAGUUAUAUCUUACUUGUGCCUAAAGAAUCAACUAUACUCAUUCGUUCAGUAAAGCCAAUCGGACGUCAUUGAGUUACUAAAAAAUACACUGUGUGCAUCGCGGGCAAGAGGUUCCUUUUUGCGGGCAAAAAUUAUCUCUUCACCGCGCUACAUAGUAUGAUAUUCAGUUAAUAUGAUGUGUAUUGCGAUGUAUGUACAAAUUGUACAAAUACAUAUUUAGCAAUUUUUAUUAUUAAAAAUGACAAACUCAAUGCAACUAUGUCCGUGUUUUCGUGUACAUACAUAGGGCCGAUCUUUAUCUAUACCAAAAGUUUUUAGAUUUAGAAUCAUUAUACAAAAACCUUUAUGAAUAGUUUUUACAUAUUGUGCUGUAUUCAGAGUCUCAGGCAGGGGAUAUAAAACUAUUCUAUUUUGUAUUAUACAAAUCGCAAUACACCAAGUUCAAAAUCUAUUGAUUAGAAAUUGUAUACGAUUCAGACGGAGCGCGUUUGUACCAUGAACAGGGUAUAUUUAAAGAAAUGCUGAACAUUGUUUUAUAAAUUGAGGUAUUAAUUUUGUAAAAAAAUGAAUUUAAAAAUGUGUACAGGUAACACAAAAUACAUGUCAAAGAAUGGCAUACUGCUGUGCAUUGUAAGUUUAUUUUUGAUAACUAUUAAAAUACGCUAUAUAUAAACGAAAGAUUUUCAGCUGCUUGAAUGAAUUACUUUUAUUCAACGAUCAUUAUAAAAUCUCAAUACUUGCUGAACUUGAUAAAUAUUUAAAUGAAUCUAAUUUUGCUAUCGAACGCAAAAAGCAGUGAGGUGUUUUGGCGUGCGAGUAAGAUAUUGCUCGACCUGAAACGCAAAAAUAUUCAAUUUAGAGUAGUUUUAAAAAUAUCACAGUUUUAUUGUCAAUAGGUCACAACUAGUGUCUGCCUGCACGUUUCCGAUCGCUUACUUGGCGAGUAAAAGGGUUCUUAUAGAGAGCCAGUUGAUUAAUUAGGUACGUCGUGAUAGUAGCGAAUUUUGUCGUCUUUAUUAUAGUAGCCAUCGAAAGCACAUCGAAAUUAUGUCAAUAAUAUAUUUUGCAAACAUAUAAUCCUUUUCUUAGAUGAUUGUAAUCAUGAUUGAACGAUAUACUAGAACGAAUACUCAAAUUUUAUUGUUUUUGAAACAGCACGAAAACCAGCAGUUCGAGGAAAUUACAAGAAUAAUAAGUGUAAAGCAGAAAAUGGCAGAAAUCGAAUAAAAAAAUAAAAUAAAAACAGAAGGAAAUUAUGACGGCGAUAACAAACAAGGAUAAUACUGUGUAAACUGUAAAAUUAAACAGACUGGUAAUUCUCGUGAGUUCGUCCAAUUUAUAUUAAUAUAUACAAUAGAACUUUUGAGAUCUUGUGAUUAAUCAUUGAAUGAUUAUAUUUUUAUUUAUGUUUGUGAAGAGCUAUAAGCAGAGAGACUACUAGUUUUUUGCAAAAAAAUAUUAUGUUGUAUUUAAUACCUAUUAUACAAAUGUUCUCUAAUUAACCAUAAGUAAUCUGAAAUGCUUACAAUUUAAAGAGGCUAGCCGCAUUUUCUUGAUAGAAACUGAUUA
Nasonia vitripennis (jewel wasp) is the source of this 5748-nucleotide messenger RNA. Its product is annotated as serine/threonine-protein phosphatase 4 regulatory subunit 4. The coding region runs from base 273 to 3800 and encodes 1175 amino acids. The record is from RefSeq and is a predicted model, not a curated record. Gene Ontology annotation, cellular component: cytosol; protein serine/threonine phosphatase complex. NCBI's taxonomy places the organism in Eukaryota, Metazoa, Arthropoda, Insecta, Hymenoptera, Pteromalidae. Gene Ontology annotation, molecular function: protein binding; protein phosphatase regulator activity. The transcript has 14 exons.